Messenger RNA from Kazachstania africana CBS 2517, 2865 nucleotides. RefSeq names its product mismatch repair ATPase MSH1 (gene MSH1). Gene Ontology annotation, molecular function: ATP binding; mismatched DNA binding; ATP-dependent DNA damage sensor activity. Gene Ontology annotation, biological process: mismatch repair. NCBI's taxonomy places the organism in Eukaryota, Fungi, Ascomycota, Saccharomycetes, Saccharomycetales, Saccharomycetaceae. The record is from RefSeq and is a predicted model, not a curated record. The coding region runs from base 1 to 2865 and encodes 954 amino acids. Gene Ontology annotation, cellular component: nucleus. The transcript has a single exon.
AUGAUAUUAUAUCGAACAGUGCAGAAAUCAAUACCAAGCUUUUUGAUCCGUUUGAAUCACGUAGCUGCAUGUUCAACUACUUCGCCAGAAGUCACAACAUUGAAGCUUUCCCUAAACGACAUGCAGAAAGUGCAGUCAUUGAAGAUUGAGACUGACGUACUCCCGAUAGGCACCAUUGAAAAAGAUGCAAGUGAAUUGCAGGAUAAGACUUUGGCAUUACCUCCAUCAUUAAGACAAGUAAGAAAGCUUAUGGACACUUAUCAAGACAAUGUUGUUUUGACACAGAUGGGUUCUUUCUAUGAAUUGUACUUUGAGCAUGCGACAAAAUAUGCCCCAAAAUUGAAUAUAUCGCUAACUAGUAAAACUUAUAACCAUGGAAAGGUUCCCUUCGCAGGGUUCCCAAUUCAGCAACUUAACCGACACUUGAAGGUUUUGGUUAACCACUUUGGAUAUAGUGUGACCAUUGCAGAUCAAUUUAAAAAUGAGCAGGUUCCGGACAAUGAUCCAAGCAAAUUUUUAAGAAGGGUUACAAGAAUUGUAACACCAGGUACAUUUAUAGAUGAAGCGUUCGAAAAUUUUAAAGAGAAUUCCUACUUACUGACAAUAGAUUUUCCAGAAAACUGUAUAAAUAAAUUAGCAGACUCAAAUUUGAAAGUUGGAUUAUGCUGGUGUGACCUCUCAACAGGUGAGUUAUUUGUUCAACAAGUAUAUUUGAAGGACUUGGUAUCAGCUAUAACUAGAAUACAACCUAAAGAGAUACUGCUAGAUGCUAGCUUGAUCCCCCAUUCUAUUGAAUCAGGUAACUGGUAUCCCGAGCUCGUUGAAUUAAAAAAAUAUUUCAUUAAAUUCCAGACUAUGCCGUCACAAUAUAGGACUAUGGACUCAUUCUACAAAUUAUUUGCCUCUGGGCGAGAAGAUCCUGCCAAGGCACAAUUAAAGUAUAAACUUCAAUCGUUUACUCAAAAAGAAGUUGCAGCCUUGAGGAAUACAUUGACUUACGUUGACGAUCACUUGCCUAACUUCUCAAUAAAUUUCCAGCUGCCUGAAAGACAACUCACCACUUCAAUUAUGCAAAUUGAUUCACGGACUAACGCAGCACUGGAACUGCACUCCACAGUAAUGAAUAACAGUAAAAAGGGCUCCCUUCUUUCCAAUAUAAGGAGGACAGUUACGCCUGUUGGAACGAGAUUAUUGAACCAGUGGCUUUCUGCUCCAUCCCUUAAUUUGGCUGAGAUAAAAAAUCGCCAGAAAAUGGUGCUUUUUUUCAAGAAAAAUACAGAAGUUACUAGGUUAUUGGUACUACAACUUAAAAAAAUUCAUGAUCUAUCAAGGAUAUUACAAAAAUUUAGUUUUGGUAGAGGUGAUGCCUUGGAGCUAGUUCAGAUUUCUCAAUCUCUGAAGGCAGCCUUAGCAAUCAGUGAUUUAUUAGAAUCGACACUGAAAGAAUGUCAGAAAUCAGUAAAACCUUUAUUUCUAAAUCUUAAAGAAAAGCUAAGUUUUGAUCGAGCGUUGGUCGAUGAUGUGCUGGCUUCUUUAAAUGAGGACCUGGUUUUGAUGAAUGAAAUGGAGACUUUGGAACUUAUCACAGAUAUGAAUAUUGGAAAUGGCCUAUUGGAUGAAGCCGCCUCUACUUAUUCUUCUACUAAAGUCGCUGCUGGCUAUAUUGUCAAUCCUUCGUAUCAUGCAUCUUUACAAAAAUGUCACCAAGAGUACGAAAAUUUGCUAUUGCAAAAGGAAAAGCUGGAGCGUCACUUUCAAGAUCUUUUUAUAGAUAAGUUUGGUGCUAAAAAAGUAAGUUUAAAGCAAAGACAAAACAAUGAAUAUGCUAUUCACGUAGUAGGUUCUAGUAUAAGCUUAACCAAAAUAAAUGAUUUCAUCAAAGAGGGGAAAUAUAUUAAAGAUCAGUCUCUCAGGAUCAUCCAGCAAUCAUCACAGACCAGAUGGUUAUCGAGUAAAGAAUGGACAGAACUAUCAUAUCAAUUAGAACUGGCACAGUUACAUAUUAAAAAGGAGGAGGUAGAUAUCAUUAAUUCUUUUAAAGACAAAUUUGUUCAAAAGAGUAGUGAAAUUAGAGAUAUUAAUGCUACUUUAGGAUACCUUGAUACAAUUUCUUCCUUCGCAAUAUUGGCGACUGAGAAAGAUUUGGUGUGUCCAAAAGUUGAUAAUAGCACAAUAUUGAAAAUUGAUGGAGGUCGUCACCUUAUGGUUGAAGAAAGUUUAUCCAUGAAAUCUCUUGAGAAAUUUGUCGACAAUGACUGUGAAUUGAAAGGUGGCAAUCUUUGGGUAAUAACUGGUCCAAAUAUGGGUGGUAAGUCCACAUUUCUCAGACAAAAUGCCAUUAUUGUAAUUUUAGCACAAAUUGGUUGUUUUGUUCCUUGUAGUAGUGCCCAUAUCGGUUUGGUGGACAAGAUCUUUAGUAGAAUUGGCUCCGCGGAUGAUCUUUAUAAUGAAAUGAGUACCUUCAUGGUAGAAAUGAUAGAAACGUCAUUCAUUUUGCAUGGUGCCACGAAUAGAUCGUUAGCAAUUCUCGAUGAGAUUGGGCGCGGUACAAGCGGUAAAGAAGGUGUUAGUAUUGCGUUUGCGACGUUGAAAUAUUUGAUAGAACAUAACCAAUGUAAGUCUCUCUUCGCAACUCAUUUUGGUGAAGAACUAAAUAAUAUAAUUAAGGCGAAAAAUGAAAAACAAUUACAUGAUAAAGUCGCCUUUUAUCAGAGUGGUAUUUUUGAGAUUGACGAUACCAAGUUUUCCUACAAUUACAAAUUAAGGCCCGGAAUCAGUGCAAAGUCUGACGCUACCAAGGUUGCACAAUUAGCUGGAUUUCCUGAAGAGGUUUUGAAAGAGGCAGAAAGUAUCUUAGCUGCAUGA